UGCAACUCCUUGCGCGCCCCGUGCGCACGUCGGGAGCGUCUUGAUGUCCGCCGAGAGGCCGGGGGGGGAACGGAGAACGGAAGCACCGCGGCGACGUCCAGCUCCCCCGCCGCCGACCUUCGGGCUAAUUACACUGUUUCACUGACACGCUCACGUGGGAACGCAUUUUUGCGGCAGGGCGGUGGCCACUUUGUGACCCGGGGGUCACGCUCGCAUGGCGCAACGUGCCGUGGCAACAAUAAACUGUCCUCAGAGCUGAUCUUCUGUGAGGGAGCGGAAUAAAGUUUGAGAUCAACGCGAGAGCACAAACCGCGGCAGACCAGGGAGAAUCUGCUUCACACAAAUCACCCGUGCUCAGCAUCUUUUGAAACAUCAUGGCUCCACACCCCGUGGUCCAGGCAAUCAUUGACUUCACAGCUGGAGCAAUAGGUGGUACAGCCUGCGUGCUGAGCGGCCAGCCGUUCGACACCACGAAGGUGAAGAUGCAGACCUUCCCCACCACGUACCGCGGCUUCACCCACUGCUUCUUGUCGACCUUCGGGCAGGUGGGACUCCGUGGUCUGUACAAGGGCACGACCCCGGCCCUUAUAGCCAACAUCAGUGAGAACGCUGUGCUCUUCCUGAGCUAUGGCCUCUGCCAGGAUGCGGUCCGCUUCCUGUCCAGGAUGGAGAAAGGGACGGAACUCAGUGACCUACAGAAGGCGUCAGCAGGGUCUUUAGCCUCCAUCUUCUCUGCCAUGGCAAUUUGCCCCACUGAGCUGGUGAAAUGUCGCUUGCAGGCCAUGCACGAAAUGGAAACAUCUGGCAAGAUUGCAAGCGGACAGAGGAGCACAGUGUGGAGAGUGGUGGAGAUGGUCUUGAAGGCAGAUGGUCCCCUGGGUUUCUACCAAGGACUGACAUCCACCAUCGUGAGGGAGGUACCAGGUUACUUCUGCUUUUUCGGGGCCUAUGAACUGUGUCGGUCUACAUUUGCACAGAAGAUGGGCACAGAUAAAGACGGUAUAGGUAUUCUUCCACUCAUGUUCAGCGGCGGAUUUGGGGGAGCUUGUCUUUGGUUGAUGGUUUAUCCCAUAGACUGCGUGAAGUCCAGGAUCCAGGUGUACUCCUUAGCUGGGAGGCAAGAGGGCUUCAUGAAAACCUUCAUGGGUAUCAUACGCACUGAAGGGUUCACUGCUCUGUACUCGGGCCUGACACCAACCAUGAUACGCACCUUCCCUGCCAACGGAGCCCUCUUCCUGGCCUAUGAGUUUAGUCGCAAGUUUAUGACGGAGGCGGUCGGUGCCUGAUGUGGAGGAUCUGUCCACCUGAAGCAAGUACUCUGCUGAAACACUGCCUUGUCCUCUAGUAUUUUUAAAACGGCAUGACUAAAAGUUUUAUCGUGUCUUAAUAUCUUAUGCGAUGUGACCAAAAAAAAAAAAAAAAAG
This is a messenger RNA of Xiphias gladius (swordfish), 1424 nucleotides long. It is a transcript of the gene slc25a15a, whose product is annotated as solute carrier family 25 member 15a. Gene Ontology annotation, biological process: mitochondrial L-ornithine transmembrane transport. The record is from RefSeq and is a predicted model, not a curated record. The transcript is spliced from 7 exons. NCBI's taxonomy places the organism in Eukaryota, Metazoa, Chordata, Actinopteri, Istiophoriformes, Xiphiidae. Gene Ontology annotation, molecular function: L-ornithine transmembrane transporter activity. The coding region runs from base 375 to 1286 and encodes 303 amino acids.